AGUGUGUUGUGGUCUUAUCUGUGUUUGUGAGGGUAAUUAUUAUGGUAAGCUGCAGGUGUACCUGUGUGUGUGUGUGCCCUCGUGUGUGUGUGUGUGUGUGUGUGUGUGUGUGUGUGUGUGUGUGUGUGUGUGUGUGUGUGUGUGUGUGUGUGUGUGUGUGUGUGUGUGUGUGUGUGUGUGUGUGUGUGUGUGUGUGUGUGUGUGUGUGUGUGUGUAAGGUUGGGGGCUUAGGCAGAUGAGGAGACCAUGACUCAUUGAUGGCUAGUUGGGGUGGCUAUAUAAGGGCUCAUUCCCCAGAAGGACGCAAGAAGAGAAAACCAAAGUCUCCUAUUAGACACACUGGCAGAAGACUCACUAGUUCAGUGCCCGACACCGCUGCGAGUUGACGCAAACUCACUGAAACCAACGAGAUUUCUUCUUCAGUUCAAAAAUAAUUACCAUAGUUACCGCGAGAGAAAAGAGAAAAGGCGCUCAUAGUACGACUUUGUUAUUCCGUUCGUGUUGGGGAGAAGCAGGAAAGUCCCACCGUCGAGCAUAUUACGCUGAAAAAGGUUGAAGAAGAAGAGGAUGCUUCUGAGAGUGGCCGUGGCGGCGGUGCUGGUGCUGGUGUGUGUGUGCAGCGGGGCGGCGAACGGGCUGCUGGUCCCCCGGGACUACGGGGUGAAGCUCUGCGGGAGGGAGUUCAUCAGAGCCGUCAUAUUCACAUGCGGCGGCUCCCGCUGGAAACGCUCCUUAGACGACCACUUGGACCCCUUCCAGAGGAACUACUACAGUGACGUCCCACAAGAAGAAGCCAACCAACCAAGCUGGCAGAAAGAUUACGCUAAAGUAAUAGAGGUCGUCCCGUACCCCCACCCACCCCCCAGCUUCAGCGACACGUUGGCCGACCUGCUGGCUGCGUUCGGGCGGGACGCCGGGGGCCCGGUGCGCACGCAGGACCCUCUGGGGGAUUUUCACCUGUCCAUGACGUCAGAGCAGCAGGGAAAACAAUCGAGCGUCGAGUGGCCCCAAGCCUCCUCCUCAUUGAGGAGGAAGAGGAACUUUUCUCUUGGCGUUGCCGGGAUGUGCUGCAACCUGGGCUGCACCAAGAACGACAUAGGACACCUGUGCUGAGGAUGGGACGGGGAGCGGGACGGGGAGGCAGACGGGGAGGGGGAGGGAGAGGCUUGGGGAGGAACGGAGCGUGUAGGGAUGAAGCAGGACAUUGUCCUUUGAGUCAAUGUGCAACUCUCCUCGAUUACUGUGUUUCAAUGACCGUGUUAUUACAACAAUUCAAAAGCUCAUGCAUUGGGGGACCAAAGGAAAAGAAGCCCGUGUAGGCUAAUUGUCUAGAUAAACUGAAUUAUAUUUUCAUUUGUCCUUACUGUUGCAAUAUGAUGAUGAGUUACCGAUAGCUAGGCUACUAUUGAUUUAUUGGAGAAUCGUAGGCAUAUAUUUUCUGAUAUGAAGUUGUUUAUGAUUUACAGUCCACCCAUAGUUUCACUGUGUGUUCAACGAAUUACCUGCAACGGUACAAAUAUUGAAUAAAUAUAUUGCUAAACAAA
Gadus macrocephalus (Pacific cod) is the source of this 1544-nucleotide messenger RNA. It is a transcript of the gene rln1, whose product is annotated as relaxin 1. The coding region runs from base 568 to 1113 and encodes 181 amino acids. Gene Ontology annotation, cellular component: extracellular region. The transcript has 2 exons. The record is from RefSeq and is a predicted model, not a curated record. Gene Ontology annotation, molecular function: hormone activity. Lineage: Eukaryota; Metazoa; Chordata; Actinopteri; Gadiformes; Gadidae.